GGAGUUCCGCCGGGCUGCUUCGGCUGAGAGGUCGUUCCAGGGCAUGUCGCCUUCCUAGAGACACUCUCGGGAGCCCCAGCUGAGACGGGCCAAGAUGCGGGGCGCGCUGGUGGUGCGCGCCUGGUUGGCGGCUGCGGCGGCCUACCUGGCCGGGCCGACGGCCGGCUGCCCGGCGCCUUGCGCCUGCGUGGACAAGUACGCCCAGCAGUUCGCCGACUGCGCCUACAAGGAGCUGGAGUGGGUGCCGUCGGGGCUGCCGUCGAACGUGACCACGCUGAGCCUGUCGGCCAACAAGAUCGCCGCCCUGCCCCGGGGCUCCUUCGCGGAGGUGACGCAGGUGACCUCCCUGUGGCUGGCCCACAACCGGAUCGGGGCCAUCGAGGAGGGCACGCUGGCCAUCCUGGCGCAGCUCAAGAACCUCGACGUGAGCCACAACCAGAUCGCCGCCUUCCCCUGGGGGGACCUGCGCAACCUGAGCGCCCUGCAGCUCCUCAAGAUGAACAACAACCGCAUGGCCGGCCUGCCGGGGGACGCCUUCCGCACCUUGGGCGACCUGCGCUCCUUGCGCAUCAACAACAACCAGUUCCGCGCCGUGGCCGAGGGCACCUUCGAGCCGCUCACCUCCCUCUCCCACCUGCAGCUCUACAACAACCCCUUCGACUGCUCGUGCGCGCUCAUGUGGCUGAAGAACUGGACGGAGAACACGCUCAUCUCCAUCCCGGAGAGGGACUCCAUCCGCUGCGCCACUCCCGAGCACCUGCAGGGCGUCCCCUUGGCCCGCGUCCCGGACGUCCGCUGCUCCCCGCCGGCCGUCCGGCUCAGCUACCAGCCCAACCUUGAGCGCGCCCAGCUCCAGUACGGCUUCAGCCUGGCCCUGCACUGCCAAGCCUCCGGCCUCCCCGCGCCCGAGCUCAGCUGGACCGUCCGCGCCUCGGGCGAGACGCUGGAGAUCCGCGCCCAAGGGGAAGGCAACGCCCUGCCCCCGGAGAGCUCCCCCGCCGGAGAGCCCGAGAGGUUCCGCGCCUUCGCCAACGGCACCUUGCUCAUCCCGCGCCUCAGCAAGAAAGAGGAAGGCACCUACACCUGCCUGGCCGUCAACGAGGUGGGCCGGAACCAGAGCUCAGUCGACGUGGCCGUGGCCGACCCCCAGAAAGAUCCAGGCGACCCCCAAGCCCAACCGGGCGGGAGGAAGCCCACCGACGGCAAGGUGUCCAAGAACAGCGUCUUCCGACCCGAGGAGAGGAGCAAAGCCGGCUCGGGGAAGCCCCUUCCCCCUCGGAACCAGCCCUCCUCGACGGGACCGGGGGACGCCAGCGCCGGCGGUGGCUCCCCCUUCCAGCCGCCCCACUUCGAGAAGAAGUGCGGCGCGGGCCAGGCCAGCACCCGUUACGUCUCCAACCACGCCUUCAACCAGAGCGCCGGCAGCGACCUCAAGGCGCACAGCUUCGAGCUGGGCGUCAUCGCCUUGGACGUCUCGGAGCGCGAAGCCAAGGUGCAGAUCACGCCUUUCUACCCGCAGCCGGAGAGAGCGCGCCUGAGGAUGCUCUACCUGUGCGAGGAGCGCCGUCGGGGAGGGGGCGGCGGGGGCCACGCCCCGGUCCAGUGGUCGCAGGUGGAGGAAGGCGUCAACGCCUACUGGUUCCAGGGCUUGAGCCCCGGCACCAACUACUCCGUCUGCAUGACCUACGAAGGCGAGGACUGUCAGGUGCAGGUGGUCUUCACCACCAAGGCGGAGGUGCCCUCCCUCCUCAUCAUCGUGGUGGUCAGCACCUUCCUGCUGGGACUAGCCACCGUCCCGCUGGUGGGGGCCACCUGUUGCCACCUCCUCUCCAAGUACCAGGGCAAGACCUACAAGCUCAUCAUGCGCGCCCAGAACCCCGACCAGAUGGAAAAGCACAUGGCCGCCGAUUUCGACCCCAGGACUUCCUACCUGGAGUCUGAGAGGAACUACGACCCCAGCGAGGUGGGAGGAGGAGGAGGAGAAGGGGAGGGGGAGGAGGAAGGAGGAGGGGAGGGGGAGGGGGGAGGGGCGGCGGGGGGAGGGCGGCCGGAGGGGGAGGGGGGGAGCUUGGGGGGCGCCUCCCUGCCGGAGUCCACCUCCAAAACCAACCCGGAGGAGUUCGAGGUGCGCUCCGAAUACAGCGACCGCCUGCCGCUGGGGGCCGAGGCGGUGACCAUCUCCCAGGAGAUCAACGGGAACUACAGGCAGCCCGCCCGCUGAGGCUUC
Heteronotia binoei (common prickly gecko) is the source of this 2227-nucleotide messenger RNA. RefSeq names its product immunoglobulin superfamily containing leucine-rich repeat protein 2-like. The record is from RefSeq and is a predicted model, not a curated record. Gene Ontology annotation, molecular function: protein binding. Bases 95 to 2221 code for a protein of 708 amino acids. Lineage: Eukaryota; Metazoa; Chordata; Lepidosauria; Squamata; Gekkonidae. The transcript has 2 exons.